AUGGUGCCAGAGUCGCCUGCUACAAAUGCCAGCAAGGCAGAGGCUUACGAGUCCACGCAUGUGCAUGCCGUGUACGAGGCCAUCGCGCCGCACUUUUCAUCGACGCGCCACUCUCCCUGGCCCCGUGUGGCCACCUACCUGGAAGCUCAGCACGCGGGGGCCGUUGGGCUCGAUGUAGGGUGUGGCAACGGCAAAUAUCUCGAUGUCAAUCCCGCGCUGCACAUGCUAGGGUCUGACCGCAGCAGCGAGCUUGUGCGUCUCGCACGCAGUCGGGGCAGCAGCGGCGCUGGGCCCAGCCUAAAAGCAACAACAGAAUCUUCUGCGACGCAGAAGAGCAGCACUACUGAGAAUGUAGACGAAGACCGCGGUUGUGUUCCUGGCGGCACCGAGGUCGCCGUCGCCGAUGGCCUCGCUCUGCCCUACCGACUUGGCGCUUUUGACUUUGUCAUUUGCAUCGCCGUCGUGCACCAUCUUUCUACAAGAAUACGCCGCGUAGAAGCCAUCGGUGAGCUUCUUUCUCGGCUUAGGCCGCCACACCCAACAGCGGCGGCGGCCUCCGCAAAGCCAGCUAGCAACAGCAGCAGCAGCAGCAGCAGCAGCAGCACAUCGGAAACGCCCCUCCAGGCACCCGGACGCCAUACCACCACCAAGGCCACCGGCUUGGUGUUUGUUUGGGCUCUCGAGCAGGCCAGCAGUCGUCGUGGCUGGAACGAGGACAGCGAGCAGGACACGCUAGUCCCCUGGGUUAUGCGGGCCAAAGGUCGGCCCAACGAAACAUUUCAACGGUACUAUCACCUCUACAGGAAGGGUGAGCUCGAGGAGGACAUUGCGGCCGCAGGCGGUGUUGUCGAGGAGAGUGGCUACGAGCGCGAUAACUGGUGGGCAGUCUUUAGCCGGCCCCAGUCGUAG
Beauveria bassiana ARSEF 2860 is the source of this 909-nucleotide messenger RNA. Its product is annotated as tRNA (uracil-5-)-methyltransferase TRM9. Gene Ontology annotation, cellular component: cytoplasm; nucleus. Bases 1 to 909 code for a protein of 302 amino acids. The record is from RefSeq and is a predicted model, not a curated record. Gene Ontology annotation, biological process: tRNA wobble uridine modification. Lineage: Eukaryota; Fungi; Ascomycota; Sordariomycetes; Hypocreales; Cordycipitaceae. The transcript has a single exon. Gene Ontology annotation, molecular function: S-adenosylmethionine-dependent methyltransferase activity; tRNA binding.